Messenger RNA from Platichthys flesus (European flounder), 3656 nucleotides. RefSeq names its product mohawk homeobox a (gene mkxa). The transcript is spliced from 6 exons. Lineage: Eukaryota; Metazoa; Chordata; Actinopteri; Pleuronectiformes; Pleuronectidae. Bases 63 to 1214 code for a protein of 383 amino acids. Gene Ontology annotation, biological process: muscle organ development; regulation of transcription by RNA polymerase II; cell development. Gene Ontology annotation, cellular component: nucleus. Gene Ontology annotation, molecular function: DNA-binding transcription factor activity, RNA polymerase II-specific; RNA polymerase II cis-regulatory region sequence-specific DNA binding. The record is from RefSeq and is a predicted model, not a curated record.
UUUUCUUCCUUUUUCAAACAUUUUUGCGCACCAGAGAAAUCGGGUGGACUAUCUGGCCCAAGAUGAACACCAUUGUGUUUAACAAGCUGAGCAGCCAGGUCCUGUUCGAGGAGAAGGCGAAGGAGGUGGAGAUGAGCAGCAGAAAUUAUCUAGAAGUCAUCGAUGGGCAACAUCCAGACCUCCUGUCCAGCAACCAGAGCAUCAGAGACAACCAGGCCAUCAGACACAGGCGGAGCGGGGGUCGGCCCGGUGGCGGCAAAGUCCGACACAAGCGCCAGGCCCUGCAGGACAUGGCGCGGCCGCUCAAGCAGUGGCUCUACAAGCACAGAGACAACCCCUACCCCACCAAGACGGAGAAAAUCCUGCUGGCCCUCGGCUCACAAAUGACCCUGGUCCAGGUGUCCAACUGGUUUGCGAAUGCCAGGAGGCGGCUGAAGAACACGGUGAGGCAGCCAGACCUCAGCUGGGCGCUCAGGAUCAAACUCUACAACAAAUACGUUCAGGGCAACGCGGAGCGGCUCAGCGUCAGCAGUGACGACAGCUGCUCGGAAGAUGGUGACAACCCUCAGAGGACACAGAGCGGCCAAGAGGAGCUCACCAAGCCCAUGUACCAGAGUGUCAUCAAGAAGGAGGGCUCCUCCAUGGUGGGCAUGGGCAUGGGCAUGGGCAUGGCCAUGGGCAUGGGCAUGAGUAUGGGCAUGGGCAUGAGUAUGGGCAUGGGCAUGGGCGCAGGGCUGCGCUCAGCCGCCGAAGCCGCCUCACUUGCCGAGGACUACGUGUCUCCACCCAAGUACAAGAGCAGCCUGUUGCACCGCUACCUGAACGACUCCCUGCGCCACGUCAUGGUGGCCAACGCCGUCAUGGACGCUCGAAAGAGGAACCACUCCGGCUCCUUCAGCUCCAACGAGUACGACGACGAGCUGCUCUCGCCGUCCUCCUCCGAGGCAGAGGCGAACUUUGUUUAUCGGACUGAAACCACAGACCAUGGAUUAAGUAAAUAUGACAAUGUCAGCGGUGGUGUUGGAGCCGCACAGAAGGAAAAGGUGAAGGGCAAAGACGAGACGUACUGGAAGGAGAUCAACGCCGCCAUGGCCUUGACCAACUUGGCGCAGGGGAAGGACAGCGCCUCCGGGACCACCAGCUGCAUCAUCCAGAAGUCGUCUCAUAUAGCAGAGAUCAAGACUGUUAAAGUGCCGCUGCUGCAGAAAUAUUAGCCCCGACGUCAUGCUCCCAUCUCUCUAUGCAAACCAGCAAACAUUUCUGUGUCAGCAAACUCGCCAGAGUCUAAAUAAACUCUCCCUGACAUGAAUAGAGGACUGUUGUUUGAGGAAAGGGGGUUUUUGAGGCGAGGAAGUGUGGAACAAAAAGAGAACUUUCAAUCUUUUUGGAUUGUUAUCGGUGUCCAAAAAAGUGCAAAAGAGGCCUUGACCAUCCUUUUCAUUGCUGGGUUAAAGUCUGACAGACAAGUAUUGGUGAUAGUUCCGCGACAGUAUUUCCUAAAACAAGACACUUUUGUAAUGUUAACUUAUUUUUGGAAGAAUCCGAUUUUUUUUCACGUUACAAAAUGUGUAUUUUUGCCAAAGUGCCUUUGUUAUUUAGACAAAUAACUCACCGACUGUGGUCAAUGCAAAGAACAGCUCCUUAGAUGCCUGUUUGGAAUUUGUGAAGAAUUUUUUUACACUUAAGUCGUGAUUGUGAAUGGAAAUGCACCAUAACAGCAUGUGCCUUAAGUGAAUGAGCUCACCAUCUGAGGCGCUGAUGAACUCAAAUAAUACACACACACACGCUCUCUCAGUUAAUGCCCAGCAUCAAUUCUCUGUUCUUGUUUAGACUGGAGUCUUCAUUUUGACUGUAAACUGAACCCUGUUUUGUCUCCGUCAGCCUCUUGUUUCUGGCACGCCAACAAUACUGUUGGAUACAUACAGUAGAUAAGUUGCUCGAACGUGAGCAGCACGUCGAUAAGCUGCCAACAUUUUCUACCCUGUCCACAUCUCGGCCUUGGGUUUCAUUAACCAGCAAAGCAAGUCUUUCUUAUCUGAGGCUUUAAGUUGCUGAAAUGUUCACAAAUGAAACGCAUGGACCCAAAUGACGUCACACUCAGCGUGCAGUGACACAGUUCUACGUAGAUCCACAGACAUGCUCUGUACAGUAUUUGUACUAAAUGGAAGAAUGCCAUGACCUAAAAGGGAUGUUUUUGCCUUGGCAUAUCAGUGUUAUUUGUCGACAGUGUGGCCUUUUCACUUUUUUUGUGUGUGCUAGGAACACGAUAGUCCGGAGUAAACAAACAAAAAAAAGAAUCCUUCACCAGCUCCCCCAGCCCUCUGAACCUCAGCCCUCUCAGCUGUUAAGCAUUACAUUCAAAUUGCAGUUUACAAGAAGCCUGAGGACUUAAAAGUUUGACUUUUUCCCCCUCACUUUUCUUUUUCUUGUCAAAAAUACACAUCAGUAUUAUCUUUGUCGCCCAGGCAAGUGUGCAAAGUAUUUCUUCUGUCUGUAUAGGUGUGGUCAUUUUGUUUUCGAUCAAACUUUGUACCUUUUCUUAAUGAUAUAGCAAUCAGAUCUGUUUUGUCAUCUGAUGGAAAGAAUCUUUUUUAUUUUUUAUAGAAAGUACGUAUGUACGGUGCAUAUGGUAUACACGUUUGCGGCGAGGGAUGCCAAGUUCACUAACUGUUGGGCUUAUGGGUGAAACUGAAGUUGGCUCUCUAUGCUGACUUUUUAAUUUUAUGUAUAUCUUCAAGGUACUGUUUAUGCGUGUCAAAAUGUACACUCCUUCAUAAAUUGUGCAGUUUUUAUAUUUUAUUUUCGACAACCCAGACUGUGCUUAUGGUCAAGGACUUUUGGGGAGAGGGAGUUAAACUGCACAGUGACAUUUUGACCUUUUUAUGUGUCUUGAAUGUGCAAACUGUUAAAAAAAAAAAGGUGCACUUCCAGUUUUUUGGUUUGUUGGCUCUUGGAUGGAUGUGAUUUUACAUAAAGGUGAUGAGCGGUAAAAGAAAUAAAAGGACAAUGGCAUAUUAUUCCUGUUAGCGUGCCUAUGGAAUAAUAGUGAAAUGAAUCGCACUAGCCAAUCCCCAGGCAUUAUUUGCUUAUGCAGUGGGGGUUGUGGGCUCCCACAUGUGUUUUUUAUCCAGGAAGGGUAGCUGCGGGGUAGUGCCGGGCCCACUCCGUGUGUAUCUAAUCGCACCUCUGAACCUCUGGACCGAUCGCGACCCUCACACCUCACACGAUACUCGCUCACUGGGAAGAGACAGAGCAAGAGAAAGGAGGAUCCAGAGACGACAGAGGAGCCUUUGUUGUCCCUAUACCUGCAGUCGCUCAGCAACAAAGACACUAUAAGCACCAACAAAGUGGUUCCUACAGCCAAACUUCUGUACAAGCACAAACCCUGCUCCCACAACCAUGCUAACAAAUUGAAAGCGACGGUGUGUAAUAAAGCCUAUAAAUUAUUAUUACAGACUCUGUAAAAACAAAGAAAGUGGUGACCACAGUUUGUUUUUUAUUGUUAAGUUAUAUAAAUUCAGAUUUUUUUUUUUGUUUGUUUUGAUAGAGACUGGAUUUUCGAUCCAAUGACCAAAUGCAUAUCUCCUUGUAUUGUCCAAUUUGCUCUCAUGUAAAGUUUAUUUUAUAAAAAGUUGUUACUUGGUCAAGGCAAUGAA